GACCACUGUAGCAGCAGCACACUGUCGAAGGACAGUAGCUUGCCAAUGGUCACUACAUUGGAUGACGACUCAGAAGCACCAACAUAUGAGUCAUCGCUGGAUGCACCAGUGGCUCGAGAAGAACCUGUUGGUCAGAACCAAGCCAAAACAGCAUGCCUUAGCCAAAGCGGGAACCAGGCUUCCGCUUCAGGGCCAGGGUGCAACAGCAGCACCGCCGCUUCGUGCGACACCGUGCCAGCAACUACUGCAAUUGAUGGCCAUUUUGGACCGCACUUGGAGUCGUCCAUCUGCCGCAUCUGUAUGUGUGUGGUAACGAGAGGUACACGGACACUGUCUGUGGACAAAGCUGUGCAAGCUUUCGAGGAACUUUGUCAGACCUCGACUGAAAAUCCGGCACUGCCAACAUCCUCCGGUGAUAAAGGUGCACACUUGACGGGGAUCAGCUGCCUACCGGAACCCACGACGAGCAUUCUCUUCAAGUGCUGUUUCUGCACCCACGUCACCGGAGAGCAGCGUGAAAUCCUCAGUCACCUGACUGUCCAUGGUGAUGAACAGCUCAAGUGCCAGCACUUUCCAAAGUCAUUUUAUAGAGUGGAGGACUUGAGACACCAUUCUGAGAUUCACAAACUAGAAGGAACUUUCGAGUGUAAACGAUGUCCAGCAGCAUACCAGAAAUAUGCUCAUCUAUAGUAAAUCACAUCCGAAUGCACGCGGUUGAAAAACCCUUCAAAUGUAAGAAAUAUCCGCUAGCAUUUUCUCAAAGUAGCCGCCUAGCCUAUCAUAUCCGAGCCCACACAUGUGAAAAACCUUACGAAUUCCAAGAAUGCCCCGAAUCAUUUGCUCGUAGUAGUGCCUUGGCUGCCCACAUGUGAACUCACACCAGUGAGAAACCUUACGGAUGCCAAGAAUGUCCCAAAGUGUUUUCUCGAAGUAGUUAUCUGAGUAUACCACAUUCGAAGCCGCAGAAGUGCCCCCAAUUUUUUAGUCAGUGUGAGAGGCAGAAUCAACACAUUCAAAUGCACACGGGAAAGGGACCUUACAGAUGUGAUCAAUCUCCCCAAACCUUUAGUCAGAGCGAUAUUGCUGACACAGCAGAUUAGAACACACACAGGGUUUACAAAUGUGAGCUAUGUCCGGUCCCCAAGUUUUUAGUGUUUAGUGCACUUAAGUGCGCGACCCGCCACAUUCGAACUCAUACAGGUAAGAGACCUGGCAAAUGCGAGCAAUGUCCCCAAGCCUUUAGUGGCAUGGAAAUCUGACCCAGCACAUUUGAACGCAUACGGGCGAAAAACCUUAAAAAUACGAGCUAUGUCCCCAAGCCUUUAGUGUGCGUGGGAACUUGACCCGCCACUAUCGUAUUCACACGGGCGAGCGACCUUACAAGUGUGAGCAAUGUCUCAAAACCUUUGGCCGAGGCACGCGAGACACAGUAAAAGUGUAUCUCCCAUAAGCUUGAGUCAACGUACUCAAGCAAAGUAAGAAGAUUUGUACAAAAAUUUGCACGAAAAAUUAUUUUGAAAUUACCGCAGUCACCGAAAUGUGUUAGGUUUUAGCGCAGGGAUUCGUUGUCUUGGGAGAGUGAGUAGUUUCGGAUGCAGCCACCACAGCUUAUAGAGUGCGCGUCAACAGCGGUGCAUCAUUGGAAGCCUGCGAAAGACUCUUGGACAGCCUGACCCACCACAUUCAAACACAUACGGGCGAGAAACUUUACAGGUGCGAGCAAUGUCCCAAUGCCUUUAGUGAAGGGAAACCGGAGGUGGCACAUUCGAAUACAUAAGGCGCUGUGGAAAUGGCAUGUUCCAAUACUUGUCGAAGUCAGCCGGCCCAAGCAGAGUAAUGAGUUUUGUAGAAAUAUAAUU
Messenger RNA from Ixodes scapularis (black-legged tick), 1859 nucleotides. Its product is annotated as B-cell lymphoma 6 protein homolog. The record is from RefSeq and is a predicted model, not a curated record. NCBI's taxonomy places the organism in Eukaryota, Metazoa, Arthropoda, Arachnida, Ixodida, Ixodidae. The coding region runs from base 46 to 690 and encodes 214 amino acids. The transcript is spliced from 4 exons.